AUGCCAAAGCCCAUCCCCAUCGUGGACUCACACAUCCACCUAUUCCCCGAAUCCCACUUACCGACCUUGGCCUGGCAUGGGCCACAGAACCCACUGGGCGCUCAGCACUCGGUCAACGAGUAUCGACAGGCGACUGCCUCUUCGAUCGCGACCAGCCCGAGCGCCGCCCGCGGCGCAGCGCCCUAUCUCCGGGGCUUCAUCUUCCUAGAAACCGACCGCAUCUCCUCGGUGGACGAGCACUCGGAGAAACGCGGCUGGUCCCACGCGCUGGACGAGGUCUCCCUCCUGACGCGGAUCAUCGCGGGCGACCCCGUGCCCGGGGAGGGUCAUACGGCGGCGGAUCGCCACCUGUGUCUUGGGAUGGUGCCGUGGGCGCCGGUGCCCGGGGGUCCGGGGGUGUUGGAGAGGUAUAUGGGGCUGGUGCGGGAGCGGACUGGGGAUGCUCUGUUUCACAAAGUCUGCGGGGUACGGUAUCUGGUCCAGGAUAAGCCGGCCGGGGUGAUGGUGCAGGCUGGGUUCGUGGAGGGGUUGCGAUGGCUGGGGCGACAGGGGCUGGCGUUCGAUCUUGGGGUCGAUGCGAGGCAGGGCGGGAUGUGGCAGUUGAGGGAGGCGGCGGAGAUGUUGAGGUUGGUGUUUCAGGAUGGGUCGCGCGUGAAGGUCGUUAUUAAUCAUCUCUGUAAGCCGAAUCUUCGCCUGCCGUAUCGUGGCCCGGCUUCUGUUGCUACUCAUCCGGAUUUCUUGGAGUGGUCGGCCUUGAUCAUGGCCAUGGCGCAGUAUCCUUCGACGUUUAUGAAGCUCUCCGGAGGGUUUUCGGAGCUGCUGCCGCUGGAGGAAGGGACGGAGCCGAACGUCAAGGCGCUGGUGGACAGGAUUCAGCCGUGGACUGAUGUCGUGUUCGAUGUCUUUGGGCCGCAGAGGGUCAUGUUUGGGUCGGAUUGGCCGGUUUGCAAUGUCGGCGGCGGAGGGAAUGCGGUUUCGUGGGGCCGGUGGAAGAGGGUCGUCGAGGAGAUCUUGGACCGCAGAGGCUUGUCCCAGGCGGAGAGAGAAGGGGUUUGGGGCGGUGUUGCUGUCAAGGCUUACGGCGUGGAGAUUUGA
This is a messenger RNA of Aspergillus aculeatus ATCC 16872, 1095 nucleotides long. RefSeq lists its product as uncharacterized. Bases 1 to 1095 code for a protein of 364 amino acids. The record is from RefSeq and is a predicted model, not a curated record. NCBI's taxonomy places the organism in Eukaryota, Fungi, Ascomycota, Eurotiomycetes, Eurotiales, Aspergillaceae. The transcript is spliced from 2 exons. Gene Ontology annotation, molecular function: hydrolase activity.